Molecule: messenger RNA, 471 nt
Organism: Diaporthe amygdali
Lineage: Eukaryota; Fungi; Ascomycota; Sordariomycetes; Diaporthales; Diaporthaceae
Exons: 2
Coding region: 1-471 (156 amino acids)
Cellular component (GO): membrane
Source: RefSeq, a predicted model, not a curated record
AUGAGCUCUCAAACAAUUGGGCUGACCACGAUGCCGAAGCUGCUCCCUGUUACUGGGGCCUUCGCACUGCCAUUUACCGCGUACUUUGCGUUGCUCAGCAUUCGAACAGUCCGCGAGCGCCUUCAGAAAGAGCACUACCUUGGCGACAAUUCAUCGACUGCUAGCUCGGACUGGCGUGCUUACCAGAACGACAAGCUAUAUCUCCUCACUCGUGCACACGCAAACUUCGUCGAGUACGUCCCAAUGGCUUUCAUACUUGCUACAUUGGUCGAGGUCAAUGGCGGCAACCGUAAGGUCCUGAGUUGGUUCCUCGGCAGCUUUCUCGCGCUGCGCGUGCUGCAUGCCGAUUUUGGUAUCCUGCAGCAGGGAGUCGGCGCCGGCAGGCCUAUUGGGUUUAUCGGCAGUGUCGGGCUUUUGAGUGCCAUUGCUGGAUAUGGGGCUUUCUUGGUCAAGGGUUACUGGGGCUUCUGA